Molecule: messenger RNA, 1690 nt
Organism: Didymella exigua CBS 183.55
Lineage: Eukaryota; Fungi; Ascomycota; Dothideomycetes; Pleosporales; Didymellaceae
Exons: 2
Coding region: 7-1488 (493 amino acids)
Source: RefSeq, a predicted model, not a curated record
CUUGACAUGCCUGCUGCAGGAGAUGAUUUGCGAAAGUACUUGAUUGUACCUCCCGCUUCCUCGUCGUCUUCCUCAAGCUCACACCUCAAUCAACUUGCUAGCACACAGCUCGCUCCUGAUUCAAGGCCUGACACUCCCCGCCUCCACAAGCUUGCCAACCGCAAGACAGAGAGCAUCAACAUGGAAGUCGGCCAUGGUGCACAUCCAAGCACAGUCUCAUCAGCGCAUAUCGGCUAUGACGCCGUCACAGAACCUGUGGGUGGCGUUAUGACCAUCGACGACUUCUUGUCCGCGAACCAAGAAGACCAUGAUGCCUUCAUGGCGGCACGAGAGAAAGCGAACGCGCUGCCUACAAAGAAGAGCAAGACAAAGUCGUCAACGCCAGUCCAGCCCGUUGCUGUUGGAACUAGAUCAUCUGAACACACCGUUCGCCUUCAUGACCUGUAUCAGAAACUUGCCAUUCCACAGCCAGUCUUCAUGUACGAGGGAGACAGUAUCACCAAAUUCACCGUCGAAAUUAGCUUUCCUGGGCUUGCUAAUGCUGAGGAGCUGCAGGGCCUGAAAGAAGAGGGUCGGUUCAACAGCAAACAAGAAGCCAAGGAAGCAUCGAGCAAGUCGGCACUGGCCAUAUUGGAGCGGUUGGUAGAAGAAGGCAGAGUCACUAAUGCAGGCAAAACAAAGAAGCCAAAGGGAGAAUCUGCACAGCAGCUGCCGAAAGAGAAGGAAGAGCCGGGCGAGAACUUUGUUGGUCAACUUCUCGAGUUCCAGCGCGCGGCUGGUGCGCCUCAGCCUACCUACAAAGACUACCAACUCGGCACGCGCUGGGCCUGCCUCGCAGAAAUCGAGGGCCACGACCAGCCCUUCAGUUCCCUCGACGCCCUCUUCGGUUCCAAAAAGGCCGCGCGCCAACACGCCGCCGGCUGCGCAGUAGCCCACUUCAAGAGCGCCGGAAUCUGGCCCGCAGAGUUCACCGACGUCGGCGGCAUCAAGAAACGCAAAGCUGCCGCCCUCUCACCCUCGCUCUCCUCUCCCAACAGUGGCAAAGCCAGCGUAGCAUCCACCAGCACAGCAGGCGUGGCAUCAGCAACGGCCCAAGUCACGUCCCUCGCGCACAUGCUCAACCUCAGCACCCCAGAGUACCGCUUCACGUACCCCGACCCCAGCGUCGCCGAUAUCCACACCGUGUCUUGCUAUUUCAAGAACGGCGGCGCGCACGAGGGCCCGAUCGGCGAGGUGCGCAACAUCUUUGGGAAGAAGAAUGCGAAAAAUGAGUGUGCUAGGAACACACUGGCGUAUCUGACCGAGGUGAAGAGGCAGCGGGAGGAGAUUGCGAACAGACUGAUUGCGGACAUCAAGGGUGGCGCUGGGGUCGCGAGUAUGGGCGUGGGCAUGGCGAUGGAUGGCGAGGAGGGAGCCAAGCAGAGGAUGGGGAAGAAGCAAGGCAGUGAUGAUGACCUGGACAUCUAUGAGGAUGCUAUGGAGUACUGAGUUGAAACGUUUGCCGGGUUUCGGGAUUGGUAAUAUUCCUUUCUUGGAGGACUGGAUGGACUUUCUCAUUGCUUGAAGUUCGGGACAGCCAUUCAAUUCCGUUGUGAUCGAUAGUAGGUACAAUGGUGGUUUUCAACCGAAUAUGACCAAGUCCAAGCUGCUCUGGCAAGUGAAGCAUCGACUCCAAUGACGGGUACAACCC